This is a messenger RNA of Neocloeon triangulifer, 2146 nucleotides long. RefSeq names its product CCA tRNA nucleotidyltransferase 1, mitochondrial. The transcript has 12 exons. The record is from RefSeq and is a predicted model, not a curated record. The coding region runs from base 714 to 2129 and encodes 471 amino acids. Gene Ontology annotation, biological process: RNA processing. NCBI's taxonomy places the organism in Eukaryota, Metazoa, Arthropoda, Insecta, Ephemeroptera, Baetidae. Gene Ontology annotation, molecular function: nucleotidyltransferase activity; RNA binding.
UUUUUAUGUACAUGUUUGUGUAGUUUCGCCAGGAAAAGGAAAAGGUUCCUUUGUCAUCGUGGAUCAUUGGUGCCUCGGGCAGGUAAUUUGGAUUCUUCGUGCUUCUCUCGACUGAAUGAACAGGCAAACAAACAACUCGAGUGAAAAUUCCACCAGACCGGCAGGAGGUCCGAAUUUUCCAGCAGAGACCACCCUAUUGUGUCUGACCUGCAGGCGAGAGGGUCGGACUGCAUGUAGUUGUGCUCGACGCGCCAAGAAGAGUUGGAGCUGGCGCUGUAGACGACGAUGCCGAAGCGCCAGGCGUCGGCCAUGUAAACGUGCGUGUCCUCGCAACGGCCGUUCCUGGUGUCCACAGCCAGGUUGGAGAACAGACUGCCCUGACGCACGUUCUCCUCGGGCAACACGUGUCUCACGACCACCUGGUCGGUGUUGAGGUCAAAGGCCAGCAGCUUGGGGGGACACUGUUGGACGCCACCUUCGGCAACGUCCACCUCACCAGCGUCCAACACCCACAGCCUGCCGCAAGCGUGGUCAAUCUGCAAAGACAUAAAAGGUUAAUUAAUAUUAGCUGCGCAAAAAAGUUUUGCACGCCGUCUUCCCGCUAUUUCGCUUUCCUGGACUUGCGUCGACCAAUCAGAGGCCGCCCCGAACCCAUCAGAUGGUCGCGUAAACAUCAGCACGCUUUUUUGCUUGCUGGUUUGUGUCUUUUUGUAAUGCUGAGCAGGCGGCUUUUCUCGUCGAUUUUCGCCGCAGCAAAGAACAGUGAAGCUGCAUUUUGGUCGUUCAGCGCCGUUCACGCGAAGCCGAACAUGGAGUACAAACGCAUUGAGCCGAUCACCAUGCAAAUCGACCAACGCCAACUUGAGCCGAUUCGCACCCCUGAGCUCGAAACGCUCUUGGACGUGUUCAGGAAGUACGGGUUCGAGAUAAGAGUGGCUGGAGGCGCUGUCAGAGAUCUGUUGAUGGGAAUCACUCCGCACGACCUGGAUUUUGCAACGACAGCCACCCCUGAGCAGAUGAAGGAAAUGUUUGAAAAGGAGAACAUCAGGAUGAUCAAUGUCAGAGGCGAGAGUCAUGGAACCAUCACACCAAGAAUUAACGACAAAGAGAAUUUUGAAGUCACUACUUUGAGGAUAGACGUGACCACUGAUGGAAGGCACGCAGAAGUCCAAUUCACCACAGAUUGGCAGCUGGAUGCCAACCGAAGAGACUUGACUAUUAAUUGUCUCUUCAUGGGCAUGGACGGCACUGUUUAUGACUACUUCAAUGGCAUUCAGCACAUCAAGGAGAGCAAAGUUACCUUUGUUGGUGACGCAGUCACCAGAAUUCAGGAAGACUACCUUAGAAUAUUGAGAUACUUUAGAUUUUACGGAAGAAUUGCAAAAGAUGCAAAUAGCCAUGAUAAAGAUACUUUAGCUGCGAUCCAGGAAAAUGCAUCUGGAUUAGCACGAAUUUCGGGAGAGAGGAUCUGGACGGAAUUGAAGAGAAUUUUGGAGGGCAACUUUGCAUGUGAUCUCAUGAAAGUCAUGAUUGAAGUCGGAGUACCAGAGUUUAUUGGUUUACCUAAAAAUCCAGACGUCAAGAGGCUAAAUUUGGUUUGGAAUAAUUUGAAAGACCAAAAGUACAACGCAAUUACUCUCCUCUCGGCAUUGAUCAGCAAUCAGGAAGAGGCAUGGGAGCUGCACAAAAGGUUGAAAUUUUCCGCCUACGAGAGAGAUCUUCUCCUUUUCAUCACACAGCACCAUGAGAGGAAGUGGGACAUGAAGCCUCUAAAUGACGAUGGAACUGUUUCCCUCAGGCCAUACCAAGCUAUUGUUGCCAUGAGCAAGGACAAGACUAAGGACACCAAAGAAUGGACUGUUCAGCUUUUGCUGCACAUAGGACAGUCGCACAUGGCUAAAGAAAUAGCAGAUUGGGAAGUACCUAGGUUUCCAGUCAAUGGACACAUGAUUAAGGAUAAAGUGUCCGAUAUAAAUGGUAAGCAGCUGGGUUUAAUUAGUCAAGAGCUGAGAAAAGUCUGGGUUGACAGUGAUUUUAAAAUGGAUUCCGAUGAACUGGUUAAGCUCAUUCCUACAAUAGCUGAUGAAAUUAAAGAAAAAUUUCCUGGAAAGGUCAAGUCAAAGAAAUAAAAUUAAGUUUUGAAACA